Molecule: messenger RNA, 2199 nt
Organism: Procambarus clarkii (red swamp crayfish)
Lineage: Eukaryota; Metazoa; Arthropoda; Malacostraca; Decapoda; Cambaridae
Gene: park
Product: E3 ubiquitin-protein ligase parkin
Biological process (GO): positive regulation of proteasomal ubiquitin-dependent protein catabolic process; negative regulation of protein phosphorylation; protein polyubiquitination
Cellular component (GO): ubiquitin ligase complex; Golgi apparatus; cytosol
Molecular function (GO): ubiquitin conjugating enzyme binding; ubiquitin protein ligase activity; zinc ion binding
Source: RefSeq, a predicted model, not a curated record
GUUGGCACCCACAGCACCCAAUACCGCGCCAGACCACAGGGUGCUGAAGAGUCCCAGCCUCACGGUUCCCGUUCUCCUUGAUGAGGCAGACGAAGACGUCCGUUAUGACAUCCUUCGUCAUACCUUCCGCUCCAUCCGUCAUGUCCGUGGCCUGAAGUGGCUGUAAAGUAUGUGGUCUGAAGAGAUUUGUAGGGACUGUGGCUUGAAGAGACUGUAGGGAUCUCAUUUUUAUUUUGCUGUGUCCCGGUAUCGGGGCGCAACCGAUCCCUCGAGCAUCUUCACCUCUCAACCAACAACAACAUCAAAAAACUGCUUGUUCAUUUGGGGCUAUUGAGAGAAAAGCCAUGGAGCCAACGCAUUUUCAACGGGAUACUUCAUGAGAAUAGUGGUUAAUGCAUCACGCACGCUACUGUAGUAGUAUGCUUGGAUUCUUCUUUGAGUUAUUUGCUGGUCUAUGGCAAUCCAUAUUGGCAAUGUUUGGGUUUGGCACAUACCAGCCGGCAGUUGAGGACAUGUUAGAAGUAUUUGUCAGGACUAACACUGGUGAAAAGGUCUUUAUUUCCAUCGAUCCAUCAUGGACAGUAGAGCAGGUGAAAAUAAAAUUGGCACCCAAACUCAACAGUUCCAGCAACGACUUAAGAAUUAUUUUUGCUGGAAAGGAAUUGCCAAAUGAAAUGGUCAUCCAACAAUGUGAUCUUGGAAAUCACAGUUUUCUUCAUGCAGUCAAAGUGGUGGCUAAAAAUAACAAUGGAGAUACAUCAAUGAGCGCAGCCUCGUCCUCUUCUGCCACUGAGGUGGAAUACUUGAAUGAAGCCGCAAGCUCUGAGAAAACUGCAGCAAAUGAUGAGUCUGUGAAAUUGCCAAGUAGAUCUGAUCAAUCAACACAUUUCACCACCAAAGACCCUGAGGAGCAGACAACUAAGGCUGAAAAUGAUACAGCAUUUGGAGCAUCUUUGCCACCUUCACAGUCCACUGAAUUUAUCCCUCCCUCCACUAAACUUAUACGGGGUGGUGGCGGCCGACUUCUUUGUGAUGCAUCGACAGUCAUGACGAUACAGAUGACUGAGGCAGAACAAAAGAGUAUUCGUGACCUUAAGACGUUGGAUGGAGAAGGUGAACGUCCCCACUUUUAUGUGUACUGUGUAAAGCCAUGUAACUCAGUUCAAGUGGGUAAACUGCGUGUAAGAUGUGCAUCUUGUAAACAAGGUGCGCUUACUCUGCAUCGGGAUCCCUGUAACUGGCAAGAUGUUCUGAAUCAUGGCCAGAUUAGUGCUACGUGUGAGACCGUUGGUUGCAGUGGUUCUGAAGCUGAAUUCUUCUUCAAGUGUCGAAAUCACAAAACUAGUGGAGAGGAUGAUACUUCAGUGGCGUUGUACUUGGUUCGUGCCAACCUUCCUGCUGUUCCCUGUUUGGCUUGUACAGACGUUUCAUCACCUGUUGUUGUGUUUGAAUGCAUAGAUGCUCAUGUAAUGUGCCUUGAUUGUUUUGUUACAUUUUGUGUGUCAAGACUUAAUGAACGACAGUUUAUACAAGAUCCAGAUCUGGGUUAUACAUUACCGUGUCCUAUUGGUUGUCCUAAUUCACUCAUUCGUGAAGUGCAUCAUUUCAAGUUAAUGGGUGACAACCAUUAUGAGAGAUAUCAACGAUGGGGUACUGAAGAGGCUGUAUUAGCUGCUGGAGGCGUAUUGUGCCCAUAUCCUGGUUGUGGCCAAGGCAUCAUUCCUGACCAAGACUGCCAUAGGGUUGUAUGUACAGGUGGAUGUGGCUAUGUUUUUUGUCGACUGUGCCUGCAAGGUUAUCAUAUAGGAGAAUGUCAUCCAGAGGAUGGGAAUGGACCUAAUAUUGUGGGAGGUAGUGGAGGAUUUACUGUUGACCCUUCCAGGGCUGCAAGUUCUCGCUGGGAUGAGGCCACAUCUGUUGCUAUUCGUGUUACUACUAAACCUUGUCCCAAAUGCCGGACACCUACAGAACGUGAUGGUGGAUGUAUGCACAUGGUGUGUACACGUGGUUCGUGUGGUUUUCAUUGGUGUUGGGUUUGUCAGACUGAGUGGACUCGUGAAUGCAUGGCAGCUCACUGGUUUGGAUAGCUUAUGAAUUUUAAGCAUAAACUGAAUAUUCUGUAUAUUUGUACAGUAAAACCCUGAAAAUACUCAUAAAAGAGAGAGGAUUGUAAUAAAAAAUUGGAAUAGAGAUGCCCUC